Eurypyga helias (sunbittern) is the source of this 1374-nucleotide messenger RNA. Its product is annotated as sentrin-specific protease 6-like. The annotation marks the transcript as partial. The record is from RefSeq and is a predicted model, not a curated record. The transcript is spliced from 10 exons. Gene Ontology annotation, biological process: regulation of spindle assembly; protein desumoylation; regulation of kinetochore assembly. Lineage: Eukaryota; Metazoa; Chordata; Aves; Eurypygiformes; Eurypygidae. Gene Ontology annotation, cellular component: cytoplasm; nucleus. Gene Ontology annotation, molecular function: SUMO-specific endopeptidase activity.
AUGGCAUUCAUCCAAGUGUUGGAAGAGGAACUUGAGGAUGAAAGAGCUAAUGACUUUAGGGGGUUCUUUGUUGUUCAGCAUCAUCUUCAUUUUUCUGCUACAGCUUUGGAUAGAUCACAGUCCAAGAGAGAUGGAGGUUUUAAAAAUAAUUGGAGCUUUGAUCAUGCAGAAGAAAGUGAAGGAGAUGCAGAGAAAGACGAGGCAAAUCUGCUCAGCAUAGAUGAGAGUGAUGGGCCUUUCAGUCCCAAUGAGGAAAGAAAGUCACUUCGUUGUCGGCCUGGAGCUGUCGGCACCAGUGGUGAUUCCAUAAAAACAUAUGCAAGGAGAGGCAAAGCUGGAGGCUUGAGGCUUUUCAAAGGGAACGCAAUUGGCUUCAACAUGUUGGGAAAUAGCAAGAAACUGAGUGAAAACUCUCAGAAUAUGUCUUGUCCUGUAACUGUGGUACAUGGUAGACGUUUUCACCAUGCGCAUGCGCAGACAGCAGUAGUAAAAACGGCAGCCCAAAGCAAUCUGGACCGAAAGGAAAGAAAAGAAUACCCCCCUCAGCUUCAGAAAGUAGAAGCAGACCACAUUAGGUUACCACGGACUCAAGGAGUGGACAGUAUAAUGGAAAACAAGGAAGAGGCAGAAUCAGAAUCUGAAAUUAAGAGAAAGGUGCAACAGAAACGUCACUGCAAUUCCUAUCAAUCUGACUUGACUCUAUCUUCUGCUACCAAAAAAUGCUUAACCCAGUUAAAGCUUUUGGAACAAAUUGAUUAUUCUACUGAUUGCCCAAAUUGUGGGCGGGCAAAUGAAAAUCAGACCAAAUGCCGACAUUGUGAAAGUGCUUCUCUGAAGGAUUUGCAAAGAGUCUCCAGACAAACUUUGACAUUAAACGAAUCUGUGGGACCUUUAGCACGUUCUUCAAUACAUCAGAAUUCAACAGGGCAAAAAUCUUCAGGUACAGGGUUCAACACAAAGAAGUUUUAUAGUUCUGCUGUUGGGAAAGGUCCAACGGAUAUUCUACUGAGUAAUGAAGUUGUAGGACAUUCAAUGUUACGACAGAAUGGAAAAGUUGGUCUUAUCACUGGGACAAAAAAUCCUAAAAUUACAGGAAACUUAAGACAGAGGAGUACAAGACCGUCUGAACUAAAUGAUCCAAUUGUUUUGUCUAGUGAUGAUGAUGAGGAGGAUGAUAGUGGCAGCACUAGGAGAAUGGAAAGCAUUUCACCUCGUCCUGCAGAUUCAGCCCGCUCCUCCCCAGCUCCUUCUACAGGAAAGGUGGAAGCAGCAUUAAAGGAAAACAGUUGUGGAAUAGAACAGAGAAUAGGUAGUAUAACAACAGAUACAGAAAUUGCAGUCACACUACCAAGAAAAGCAAGAAUGAAAGAUCAG